CUUCGCUUGAAUCUGUUGAAGCGGAGCUUGGACCCUUUUUUUUUUUUUUAUGAUGUCCUGGCAAAGCGACUCAAAAUGGAGGGGCACGAGUUUUUUUUUUUUUUGAAAAUGUUGGCAUUGCUCAAAAGGAAGGAUUUGGCAAAUCUUGAGGUGCCACAUGAGUUACCCACCAAACAGGAUGGCAGUGGUGUCAAGGGCUAUGAAGAAAAACUUAAUGGGAAUCUCAGGCCUCAUGGAGACAACAGGACUGCUGGAAGGCCAGGCAAAGAAAACAUCAAUGAUGAGCCUGUGGAUAUGAGUGCUAGACGGAGUGAGCCAGAGCGAGGAAGGCUAACUCCCUCACCAGACAUCAUUGUUUUGUCUGACAAUGAGGCUUCCAGUCCCCGUUCCAGUUCCAGAAUGGAAGAAAGACUCAAAGCAGCCAACCUAGAGAUGUUUAAGGGGAAAGGCAUUGAGGAACGGCAGCAGCUUAUCAAGCAGCUGAGGGAUGAGCUACGAUUGGAAGAAGCCCGACUGGUCCUGUUAAAGAAACUGAGACAGAGUCAGCUACAGAAAGAGAAUGUGGUCCAGAAGACUCCAGUUGUACAGAAUGCAGCAUCUAUUGUUCAGCCAUCUCCUGCCCAUGUGGGACAGCAGGGCCUAUCUAAGCUUCCCUCCCGGCCUGGGGCCCAGGGGGUUGAACCUCAAAAUUUGAGAACUUUACAGGGUCACAGUGUCAUCCGUUCAGCUACCAAUACCACCCUUCCACACAUGUUGAUGUCUCAACGUGUUAUUGCACCAAACCCAGCCCAGCUACAGGGUCAGCGGGGUCCACCUAAGCCUGGCCUUGUACGCACCACAACACCCAACAUGAAUCCUGCCAUCAAUUACCAACCGCAGUCAAGUUCUUCUGUUCCAUGUCAGCGUACAACAUCCUCUGCCAUCUAUAUGAACCUUGCCUCUCAUAUCCAGCCAGGGACCGUGAACAGAGUGUCCUCGCCACUUCCUAGCCCCAGCGCCAUGACUGAUGCUGCCAACUCACAGGCUGCAGCCAAAUUGGCUCUUCGCAAACAGCUGGAAAAGACACUCCUGGAGAUCCCACCCCCUAAACCUCCAGCUCCCUUACUUCACUUCUUGCCUAGUGCAGCCAAUAGCGAGUUCAUCUACAUGGUAGGCUUGGAAGAAGUCGUACAAAGUGUCAUUGACAGCCAAGGCAAAAGCUGUGCCUCACUUCUGCGGGUUGAACCCUUUGUAUGUGCCCAGUGCCGCACAGAUUUCACCCCUCACUGGAAGCAGGAAAAGAAUGGUAAGAUUCUAUGUGAGCAGUGUAUGACCUCCAACCAGAAGAAGGCUCUAAAAGCUGAACACACCAACCGGCUGAAAAAUGCAUUUGUGAAAGCCCUACAGCAGGAACAGGAAAUUGAACAGCGAUUACAGCAGCAGGCAGCCCUCUCCCCCACUACAGCUCCAGCUGUGUCCAGUGUCAGUAAACAAGAGACCAUCAUGAGACAUCAUACGCUUCGGCAGGCUCCACAGCCCCAGAGCAGUCUCCAGCGUGGCAUACCCACAUCUGCCCGCUCCAUGCUUUCAAACUUUGCACAGGCACCCCAGUUGUCUGUGCCAGGUGGCCUCCUUGGUAUGCCAGGUGUCAACAUUGCAUACUUGAAUACUGGCAUCGGAGGACACAAAGGCCCCAGUUUGGCAGACCGACAGCGUGAAUACCUUUUAGACAUGAUCCCUCCCCGGUCUAUAUCGCAGUCCAUCAGUGGACAGAAAUAACGCCUGUUCCACUUGUACUGCCCCAUCCUUGAAUCCUUUAUCCCUUUCCUCUUUCAUUCCCCCAACUUCUGUCGCAUGCAGUGCCUGUACUGGUGCCUACCAUACACGGAAAGCAAAACAGAAAAACAGAAGACAAAAAAUAGAAAUCAGCAAGAAAACACACGCCCUGCCCUGCCACCUCCCCUUUAUUUCACACUGCUGCGAUCUGUUUUUCUGCCGCUCUGUCUUCUCUCUUCAAUUUUCUUUAACAGUGAGGUGGAUCUUUACCUCUGAUAGAGGUCAGAAUGAGGUCCUGGGGAGAAUCUAAGCCCUCCAAUGUGUGUUUCUAAAGUUGUUUUAUGCUAUAAUUAUUACCAUUUUUAAUGAUGUUGUGUGUCCUCCCUUUGUUCAGUGGACGGUUAAACCUUCCCCCACUCAACCAAUCUUUUUCUUUUUCCUUUUCUUCCUUUUUUUUUUUUUUUUUGUAAACACAAAUGAUAUUCAGUUCAAUGAUACGAGCAUUGCAGAUUGCAGUAGGGGUCCCAGCUGCCGAGUAGGACAUGACUAAGAGUGUUAGGGGCAGAAGUUUUGAAUGCACUUAACCGGAGAAGGGCGUGGGGUUGGGGGUAUCGAACGAGGACGAAUAGCACCCCACCUGUGGUUGUUUGGGAGCUGGACAAUUUGGGUGGCAGUGUUUAGUAUUGAAGUUGGACUCUAAGAAUGAGGGGAAAGAGCCUGGAGGGAGGAGCUUUAAAACUCAACCACUCUGGAAUUUACCCAUAGAAGACAGGGAGAGAGAGGUAUGAAGAUGGGCUUAAUUAUGAGCCAGGGAGGAUUGAAACUAGGUCCUGCCCUUCUGGAUCUUGGGGAAAUAAGACCAAUCUCCUGACCCCAGUGGGAACACGGAAGUCUAUUCCAGGCCAACCAGCCCAAAAUUAUUUCAUCUUGUAUCCUUUGUAAAAUUAUCUCUCACUCCACCCUGCUUUUAAAAAUUCUAAUCUAUCCCCUCUAACUAUAGCCCCAUCUAUAAUACAGAGGAACGGCUGUUCCAAGACUGUUUGCUGGGUGUCCCACAAAUUGGAUGGACAUGAAUGAGUCAAGUGACAACAGGAGGAAAUAGAGGAAAGAAGGAAUCUCUCUACCAACAGUUGAGAUUCUCGUAUUUGCCUAUUCUUUCACCCUCUGAGUGCCAGGAGAUGAGAGCCUGGGGGCACACAAUCAGGUUGGAGUCCUGUCCUUACUCUGCUGCACCAGCUGCAGAACCAACUGCUCAAAGCCAAACAGUUCGUGGCAAAACCAGCUUAGGACCUCUGCUGUACAAAUAGUUGUUUCCCGCCCCCAGAAUGAUACUAAUUUUGUCUUCUUUUUUUUUUUUUUUUUAAGCGCUACUAAUGUAGAGAAUGAAUUGAAUUGUGCAAUGUUGCUGUUCUGGGGAUUGGGGAGAUUAGCAUCCCAUUUGCCCACACUGUGGGAAGAGGGAGUGGACCAGGCUGUUUUUGAAGUAAGGGAAGCCCCUUAAAGGUACGGGUUUCUGCUCUUCUCAUAGUGUACACCCACCUGCCUCUCUGGCUCCAGAAGCUGCCAGAGUGCACUGGGGGCAAUGUUCUCAGCAGAGAAGAAUGAGGAGAAGUUUAAUAUGUUGCCCUUGAAAGUCACCUGAGGAAGUUUCCCCACUUUUAUUUUUUAAAAUUAACUAAUUUUUUUAAAGAAGGCACUUUUAAAAUUAACACACACACGAACUGCACAUCUUCCCCAUAAAAUUUGGAGGUGGGGUGGGAGAAAGAGCUAAAAUCAGGCUCAGUUCCCCUACUCUGGCCUCUACUCCCUACACCCCAGUGCCACUGUGGGUGACUAUACUGGCCCUACGGGCCUUCCUGGCUUUUUUCUUUCCUCCCUUUCCCCCAAAUUCAUUGAGCACUUAAAGGAGCAGAGAUGCAGCCAGUGUCUGGGCUCCCCCAGUGGUGAAAUGAUCUGGAAGCUAGAUGCUAGUAACAGGUAGUGAUUGGGUCUUUUCGAGUAUUUUUCUGGGGAAUGUGGUGCCCCUGACUGUAAGUGGUGGGAGAGGGAGGGGGGGUUAAUGGAACUGGGUCUGGGAUUAUUUUAAAAUUAUAUAUAUAUAUAUAAAGAUAUAUUCUUACAUCUUUUCUUUGCCCUCUGUGCUUUGAAAGCACUGGAUAAAUUGUUUGGUUUUGCUUUUCUCUCUUCCACAAAAUUGGAAGCUUUUUUUAAAAAUAUUUUCCCUACAAGUCAUCUUGCCUUGUGGCAUGUCUGUCUAGCCUCUUCCUCCCUCCCUCAUGAUGAAGUGCCAUUUCUGUUACGUCUCCCUCUCCCCAAGCUCAGAGGUGCUCAGAGGUACGAGAUGCCCAAGUUUGUCAGUUGAGAUUAGAAGUAAGGAACAGAGAAUGUGCAAUACCGUCUGGCUGUGGGCCGUCCUUGCCCUGCCCUGAGCUGAGUCCUUUCCCUGGGAGCCAGGCCACCUUAGAAUGGGGUUUGGAAGUAAGAUGUGUAGAGUUGGGGAAUCAUGGAGAAGGAAAGCCUAUAGUCAGUGCCUGCUUAGGUGCUGAGGCCAUAGGGGAGAUGGUGGAAUCUUCCCUGUUUUUAUCCCCUCAGGGUCAGAUACAUAGAAGCUGCUUCUUGACUAGUAUAGCUCGGUGACCCUUUGUUCAACCGCUGAGGUUUGAUUUCUUACCCUUUCUUCUCCCCAUUUUCAUACUCUUCCCAGGGAUUAGUGAUGGAGGUGAGGUCUCCCUAAUCAUGAUAAAGUAUUAACCUUCCACCUCCUCCCUUCCCUCCUCCUUCCUCAUCCUUCUGUCUUCCUCAAUUCUCUUUCUCUUUUUCAUCACUGAUUGCCUUGUGUCCCUCCAAGUCUACUUGUUACUAUCCAUCUCAAGGCUCUGGGCCAUGUAGACACUAAACCUCAUGCCCUAAGGACAGGAGGAAAGACCCUCUGUUUGGAACAUUAUUAGUAGAGUGUGAGGAUCCCACCAGUUCUGCCUGGCUUCCUCCAUCCCCAGAGGCACUAAAAGCAGUAGUUUAAGGUUGGUGUCUUACUCCCUAGAAGCCUGAAAUGGGUGAAAUAGUGGUAAGGCUUGGGUAAAACUGGGGGACAGAGGUUCUUAUUUGUCGAUUUUAUUUUAUAAUUUGACCACGGCAUCUGGACUCCCUCUAUCCCUGGAAUAAGUAUUUUUCCCACAUUUUUGGAUAUAUGUAUGGUAGACAAUUUUUUUUUAAGACACAGAGAUAAAUGUUUUCCUGCUUUGGUUACCUUUCCUUUCCCCUUUAAAAGGAAUUAGCUAUAGAACUGCUUUGUAAAGAUGCUUCUUGAUAUUUUACUUUUGUUCCUUUUCCCUAAUCAUUCCCUUUUCUCCCUACUCCUCCAGAAGGCAUAACCCUUCUCUCCACACCCCUACCCCCAACCCAGUCCUAGGCUCCCAUCCUUUCCAUCAAGACCUUCAUUAGCUUAUGAUAUUUGCUGCCGAGAUGUUAUAACAAGGACUCAUUCGUGUAUAUAAGCUAUUUCUUGAUCCAUUUAAAAGGAAUUGUACAUUGUGUAGAAAAAAAAAAAAAGCCUGAAAAAGAGAAAAAAAAGCCCUAGCCAUGGAUAUUGUGAAACUGUGUUAUGUCAUUUUGUAAUGUGCCCGUUUGUGUAUGAUCCGUGCAAAAGGGUUUCUGGGGAAGGGGAGGGGGUAGGGAGGCAGGGCUGUGGAGGGUGGGUAGGGGAGUGGGCCGGGCCCAGCACACUGAGACUGGCAGCUGCUCCAACCCCAUCCCUCCUUAGAGAUGCCACCUCCCCCACCACCCACCCCUAAUUUGUGCCUUGCCUCCCCACCCUGGAGUAGUCCCUCCGGGUCACCAGCACUGCCUUGGCAGAGCCCACUCCCUACCCUAACCUGCCCACCCUCCCUAUCCCCCAGCAUUAGGUUGAUACUGUGGGGAAGUGCUGGGGGUUGGGAGGUAGCCGAGGAAUGGGGCAGUUCCCGGGGGCAUCGAAACCAAGUAUUAUUAUGAAUUGUAAUUGUAUUUGCACUGUUUUUUUUUUCCUCUGAUUGCAUCAGCAUAUAUACAAUAUACCUAUAUAACAAAAUUCAGUGUCAAGCUUUCUUAUGCAAGGGAUUUCCCCCACCCCACCUCCUCAAAAA
Messenger RNA from Cercocebus atys (sooty mangabey), 5876 nucleotides. RefSeq names its product GATA zinc finger domain containing 2B (gene GATAD2B). Gene Ontology annotation, cellular component: NuRD complex. Lineage: Eukaryota; Metazoa; Chordata; Mammalia; Primates; Cercopithecidae. Bases 76 to 1758 code for a protein of 560 amino acids. Gene Ontology annotation, molecular function: zinc ion binding; sequence-specific DNA binding. The record is from RefSeq and is a predicted model, not a curated record. Gene Ontology annotation, biological process: negative regulation of transcription by RNA polymerase II. The transcript is spliced from 10 exons.